UUUUUUUAUUAUGUAUUCACCUGUGUUAACACCAGUUGAAAAUCCACGGCUUAAUAUGGACUAUCCGCCUACAAUAAACGAUAAAGAAUUAUUUCGAUUGUCUAUCACUUCUCAAUCUUCUGGUACAACAACCACUGCCAGUACCUCAAGCCAACGACUCAGUGUGGCAAGCAAUGAAGAAGAACCAACACAUAUCGCCUUCAAUAUUUCCAAUAGUAAUCAUAGUUUAGCCGGAACAACAUCACUUUCACCAUCUUCUCGUUAUUUGUUGUCUGGCUUUUCAACUUCGGAAAACCUAAGGAAUAAGGUUUUAAGUCGAUUUUAUCCUUCUUCUUCCUCCUGUUCGUCACCCAAUCGUCAUCAAAAAUCACUCUCAGAUCCUUCUAUUUCAAUUUCUUCUUUGGACUCCUCCACCGAGUCACCGAUUGAACCAUGGUGCAUGUCUGCAAAGACAGCCAUAGAAACAUGUAUUUUAUCAGCCUGGAUGAACAAAUACGAACAACCUGUCUUUGCUUUUUCCCGAUCCUGGAAACAAAGACUGUUUGUACUUGUAGACCGUAUCGUGUUUGUCUUCAAGAGCAACAAACCCACCAACCCAGCACGCGAUUAUUUUGUCCUGACAGAAGAUACGUUUGUGUUUGUCACAGAACAGUUUAAGAAAGGCUAUGUGAUCGAAUUGCAAAAACCACUCUCUAAAUGGUAUAUCCGAUGUGACUCGAUUGACCAGCUCAAAGAAUGGCUCGAGGCCAUGAAGAAAAUCGUAGCCUGUAUUAAGAUUGGCUACGAUGGACGUCUGAAUGGUUCGAUUCUGAAAUCCAUUACACUUACAGAUGAUUAUCGAAUUCUAAUACCUUCUCAUGUGGUCGCUGUGAAUAUCAAGAAAUCUUAUCGCCAAAGUCUGCCUGUGACGACAAAUGAACUUGUGCGUAAACUUUCUAUUAUCCAACCCAAACGAAAACAAAAGCGACAAUCAUUAGCAGAAAUACCAGACUGGGAAUCAACUCUUCCUCCUCAACUUCCUCCGCCUACUUCGAAACCACCACCUGUACCACUUGGUUAUUCAUCAUCUACAUCAACAACAAACAACAAUGACUUGCCUACUGUUUCCGAAAACGAUUAACUAUUUUGUACACUUUUUCCAUAUUUUGUUAUCCCCCCAAACAACAUGACAUACACAUAUACAGCAUUAUAUAUAUAUUUAUUAUUACCUAAUUUUCAUAUCUAUAAGCAUACUUCAUUAUUUUUUGUAUAUUUCUCUCUUUUACCCCUUCCCCCAGAUUUUUUUUUUUGUACAAUAGAUUCUUUUAAUAAAUUACAAGUCAUUUUAAAUGAGUUGUAGACAAAUGCGGUCAAUUGAUAAACUUCCCUCUUUUCAUAUGUUUAUUGUUUUACAAUGGUUGCACCAUCACUGGAA
Gilbertella persicaria is the source of this 1414-nucleotide messenger RNA. RefSeq lists its product as uncharacterized. The transcript has 2 exons. Bases 11 to 1120 code for a protein of 369 amino acids. Lineage: Eukaryota; Fungi; Mucoromycota; Mucoromycetes; Mucorales; Choanephoraceae. The record is from RefSeq and is a predicted model, not a curated record.